Molecule: messenger RNA, 6343 nt
Organism: Miniopterus natalensis
Lineage: Eukaryota; Metazoa; Chordata; Mammalia; Chiroptera; Miniopteridae
Source: RefSeq, a predicted model, not a curated record
GGGUUUCCAGUCUCUUCAAAUCCCACGGGUCAGACAGAGGUUUCUGGCCCUUCUGCACUGUCAGGCUGUCUUAGGUCUGACAUUACGAUGAAUUGUAAGAGUCAGGGUUUUGCUCCUUAAAUGGAUUUGUUUCUCAGGUCUAUGUCUCAGUUCCACCGAAACAAAAGAAGGCCCUGAACCGAGGAAGUAGGGGGCGCUCUGAACCGAGUCUUACCUGAAGGAGAGCACCCCACUGACCUUAGGGCUCUCUCCAGAGCUUCAGAGCAGAGGCAGAAGAGCCCCAAAAGGAGGAGGCCCUAGAUUUGGAAGGUCAGAAGCAGCUCUUGAUUCCUCUGUCCAGAACGAGCUAGUCUUGGUGUUGAUGCCACCUCCAGAAAUGGGGGGUAACCUGGGGUGACCCAGGGCAGGCAGUUUAGGAAGGGCCAUUUCAUAGGAGAGCCUGUGAGAGUGAGUUCUGAGGGUAAGGGGUAACCAGGCAGAGGGAGGAAAUUCUCCACUUUUCCUAAAUUCUCCACUCUUUACAGAUGCUGCGCUUCUGUCACCCAUGUCCAUCACAUGUGACGUCCUGACCUCACAGGAUCCCAGAAUGAUGGUACAUGAAGGAUUUUCCAAGAUCAUCAAUUUCUGCGUCUUUUGAAAGUUCAGUGACUUGUUCAGGGAAACUCAGUUUGUGACGGGGCAGGUGAAAAACAUUGUUCUCUCUUCUACAACUGAACCUCAGUUCUCUACACUCUCCCAAGAGCCACAGAAAAUGAACAUACCUCAGGCCUCAGUGUCAUUCAAGGACGUGACUGUGGAGUUCACGCAAGCGGAGUGGCAACAGAUGGACUCUGCUCAGAGGACCCUGUACAAAGAGGUGAUGCUGGAGAACUACAGGCUCCUCGUCUCACUGGGAUACUGCUUCACCAAACCAGAACUGAUCUUCAUGUUGGAACAAGGAGAGGACCCAUGGUUAUUAGAGAAGGAAUUUCUAAGCAGAAGCUCCCCCGAAAAAUCUGAACUUGAUGAACUCUCAGAGAAGAGCCCAGAAAGCCAAGGCAAAGAGUUGUGGCAAGUUUUAUUUACCAACAAAUCAUUGACUACAGAGCAAGAUAUUUCAGGAAAGCCAUGUAAUCUGGAUAUAAACAUUUUUCCUGCAAGAAUGAUGCCCUGUAAAUCUGACACUACAGGGCCUGCUUACUUGCAUCUCAGCUCAUUGGCCCUACAUUGUCAGUAUUCAAGAAGGAAGGCUCCUGAGAUUAAUGUAUGUGAGAAAUGGCUCCUCGGUAUUAAGGAUGGCAGAACUAAUACUGGAGAGAAAUCCUUUGUUUACAGUAAAAAUGUAAAAGCCUUUGGUCAUAAAGAGGAAGUUAUUCAGCAUCAGACUUUGUGGCAAGCUUUUGAAUAUAAAGAAUGUGGAAAAUCUUGCCUUGGAAAGACUGCCCUUAUUACAUCUAAUAACACCUACCCAAAAGUGAAUUUUUAUCAACUUAAUAAAUUUGGGGAAAACCAGUGUGAUAAAUCAACCCUUAGAGUCUCUCAGAGCAAUCAUCCAGAGGAGAAGAGUCACUAUGUAUUUAAUGGAUAUGAAUGUACUGAAAACAGAAAUAAUUACAGUAGAAUCACUCAAAGAACUGACAAAGAAGGGAAAUCUUUCAGCCCCAAAUCCCACAUUAGAGAACACCGGGAAAUUCAUAUCGGGGUGAAACCCUUUGAAUAUGGAAAGAAUUUCAGCCAUAAUUCAGCCCUCUUGGUGCAUCAGAGAAUUCACACAACAGACACAUCCUCUGAUUAUAACACAUCUACAGAGACAUUGGGUGACCGGUCAACUUUCAGCAUACAUCAGAGAGCUCACAUAACAGUGAAACCCUAUGAGUGUAAUGAGUGUGAAAAAUCUUGCUGUAUGAAUUCACACAUGAUUCAGCCUCAGAAAAGUCACACAGGGGAGAAACAUUAUGAAUGUCAUGAAUGUGGGAAAGCUUUCAGUGAGAAAGCACGCCUAAGAAAACAUCAGAGAACUCACACAGGAGAGAAACCCUAUAAAUGUGAUGGGUGUGAGAAAUCUUUCAGUGCAAAAUCAGGCCUAAGAAUACAUCAGAGAACCCACACAGGGGAGAAACCCUUUGAAUGUAAUGAAUGUGGGAAAUCUUUCAACUAUAAGUCAAUUCUUAUAGUACAUGAGAGAACUCACACAGGGGAGAAACCCUUUGAAUGUAGUGAAUGUGGGAAAUCCUUCAGCCAUAUGUCAGGCCUAAGGAAUCAUCGGAGAACUCACACAGGAGAAAGACCAUAUAAAUGUGAUGAAUGUGGGAAGGCUUUCAAACUGAAGUCAGGCCUAAGAAAACAUCAUAGAACUCACACAGGGGAGAAGCCCUAUAAAUGUAGUCAGUGUGGGAAAGCUUUUGGUCAGAAAUCACAACUCAGAGGACAUCAUAGAAUCCACACAGGGGAGAAACCCUAUAAAUGUAAUCAUUGUGGGGAAGCUUUCAGCCAGAAAUCAAACCUUAGAGUACAUCACAGAACUCACACUGGGGAGAAACCCUAUAAAUGUGAUGAGUGUGGAAAAACUUUCAGGCAGAAAUCAAAUCUCAGAGGACAUCAAAGAACUCACACAGGGGAGAAACCCUAUGAAUGUAAUGAAUGUGGAAAAGCUUUCAGUGAGAAGUCAGUCCUAAGAAAACAUCAGAGAACUCAUACAGGGGAGAAACCCUAUAAUUGUAACCACUGUGGAGAAGCUUUCAGCCAGAAAUCAAAUCUCAGAGUACAUCAGAGAACUCACACAGGGGAGAAACCCUAUAAAUGUGAUAAAUGUGGGAAAACUUUCAGCCAGAAAUCAAGUCUUAGAGAACAUCAGAAAGCCCAUAUAAAUGGAGUGGCAAUUACCCUCAGUGAAACCAUGGAGCUGAAGAUGGAAGAGUACACAAUGGAAGGAAACACAGUCAAAGAGCGACUGCCAUUAGCCUUUAGGCAACCGCCCGUCACCAGACGUCCCGACGCCCGUCCUCUGGGCGCCACGCACCCGUCAUCCAGGCUGCCUGACGCCUGCCUAGUAACUACCCCGGACCGCUCCCGGGCUAAGAACGCAGGCCCGUACAGGAAGGAAUUUCUGUUUCUAACUCUUGAAACCAGGACAGAACUGGGAGCAAAGCACAGUGCUACUCAUUCUGUCACAGCGUAUCCUUCACAGUUCUCUCCACUCUCCCAAGAGCAGCAGAAGAUGAACAAGCCUCAGGCAUCAGUGUCAUUCAAAGAUGUGACUGUGGAGCUCACCCAGGAGGAGUGGCAGCAGAUGUGUCCUAUUCAAAGGAGCCUGUACAGACACGUGAUGCUGGAGAACUACAACAACCUAGUCUCCGUGGGGAACUGCAUUUUCAAACCAGAGGUCAUCUUCAAGUUGGAGCAAGGAGAAGAGCCUUGGUUCUUAGAGGAAGAAUUCUCAAACCAGAACCACCAAGUUUUAGAGCAUUACAGAGAUGAUCACCUGAUCAAGAAGAACAAGAAAAUCAAAGACAGACACUUGCAGCAUGUAACACUGAUCAGUAAUAAGCCUUUGACUAGCAAGGACAAGGACGUUUGGAGGAAACCAUUUCAUGUGCAUAUAGCUCCUGUUUCUUCAACAAAAAUGUCCGGUAAAUAUGACCCAUGGGGAGUGAAUUUGCAAAAUAUUUCUCAAUUUAUCAUUAAUAGAACCCAUUCAACAAAAAAAACAAGUUGCUGUAAUAUCUGUGAAAAUUUGCCUUUCAAAAUUAACUCUGCGAGAACUCAUACUGUAGAGACAUUUUAUGACUAUAAUAAAAAUGGGAAAGCUGUCAGUUAUAAGGAAUAUCUUCCUGAGCAUCAAAAGUGUCAAACUUUGGAGCAAGGUUUUGAAUAUAAUGAAACUGAAGAAUUCUAUGAUGAGGCUGCCUGUGUCACAGAUGAGAGUACUCACACAGGAAAAAUGUCCUAUAAAGAUGGUGGAUUUAGGCAAAACUGUGAUAAGAUGAAUCUCUUUGACCAGAAAAGAACUGGGACAGAAGAGAAACACUCUCAUCCUAAGCAGUGUGGGAAAUCCUUCUGUGAGAAGUCAACUGUCAAGGAAUACAAUAAAUUUAACAUGGCUGUGAAACACUAUGAAUGUAAUGCCAUUGGGAAUAAUUUGCACAGGAAUUCACAUCCCACUCAGCCUCAGAGAAUUGCCACAGAAGAGAAUGCAUUAGUAUGUAAUGACAAAACACAAACUGGGGAUAAAUCCUUUGAAUAUCAUGAAAAUAGAAAAUCCUACCAGACAUCAGUCCAUAAAGUACACCAGAGAACUUGCUCUGAGGUAAAACCCUAUAAAUGUAAUGAAUGUGGGAAAUCCUUCUGUCAAAAAGGACAUCUCAUUCAACAUCAGAGAACCCACACAGGAGAAAAACCAUUUGAAUGUAAUGUGUGUGGGAAAGCUUUCUCCCAGAAGUCUCAUCUCAGUACACAUCAGAGAAUUCACACAGCAGAGAAACCCUAUAAGUGUAAUGAAUGUGGAAAAACAUUUGUCCAGAAAUCAACCCUCAGGGGACAUCAGAGAAUUCACACAGGAGAGAAGCCCUAUGAAUGUAGUGAGUGUGGGAAAACUUUUGUUCAAAAGUCAACCCUCAGAGACCAUCAUAGAAUUCACACAGGGGAGAAAUCAUUUCAGUGUAAUGAAUGUGGGAAAACUUUUGGCCAGAAAUCAAACCUCAGAAUGCAUCAGAGAACUCAUGGUGGUGAGAAAACUUACCAGUGUAAUGAAUGUGAAAAAUCCUUCUGGCGAAAAGACCAUCUCAUUCAACAUCAGAAAACACACACAGGAGAGAAACCUUUUAAAUGUAACGAGUGUGGGAAAACUUUUGCCCGGACAUCAACCCUCAGAGUUCAUCAAAGAAUUCACACUGGGGAGAAACCAUUUAAAUGUAAUGAAUGUGGGAAAAAUUUUGUCCGGAAGGCAAUACUUAGUGAUCAUCAGAGAAUUCAUACAGGGGAGAAACCCUUUCAGUGUAAUAAAUGUGGGAAAACUUUUGGCCAGAAAUCAAACCUCAGAAUACAUCAGAGAACUCACAGUGGGGAGAAAUCUUACAAAUGUAAUGAAUAUGGAAAAUUGUAUAAGAAGUCAACCCUAAAUGUAUGCCAAGGAAUUCCGAGAGGGAGAAGACCCUAUUGAUAUAGUAACUGGAAAAUCCUUCUGGCUAAAAGAUCAACCCAUUUGACAUUAGAAAAUUCACACAGGAGAAAGACCAUAUAAAUAUGAGUGUAGGAUGAAUUUUGUCCAAAAGGUAACCCUGAGAGUAUGUCAGAGAAUUCACACAGGCUUCUGUUUUUUCAAGCAACUGUGGAGAAAGCCCUUUUGAGUAAAGUCAUGCCCUAUUAGAACUCUCACACAUCACACAGGAUAAUCUGUUCAAUAGUAAUUUCAUUUUUCCUCUAGGCACAUAACUAAUCUAAAUUUUCCAGCCUCCCUUUUAUGUAAGUGGGAUUUUGUGAAUGGCUAGUGGAAUGUGGAUCCUUAUGUUGUAUGACAUCCAGUUCUGACAAAAGACUUCCCCAACAAAUUACCAGGCUGCUGUAAGGGUAGAAUGGAGAUAAAUUCCAGCCCAACCUUAGGUACCAUGGUUUAACAUGGCACAGCACAAGAUAAAAGCCAGGGUGCUUGAAAUAUGUGGAACAAAAUUCUCUUCCACAACUUUUCAUUUGAACAUUUUGUGAGCAAGACUUAAACUUGUAUUCUAUUGGGUUCUUAUAUGUUUGGGUAUGUUUCUGCACAUAAUUUAACCAUCCCAACUCUGGAGAGGCAGAAUACUACUUGUGUAAGCUAAGCUUACAUCAGCCAGAGGGUACAAACCUUACUGGAGAGUUGAUAUGUGAAAGAGUCCCUCAAAGAUCAUCAGAGAAUUCAUACAUAAGACAUCCUUUCAAUAUAAUGAAGUAAGUAGAUCAUACCACCUGGUACUAGGCUUUGGAUGAACAAAAGAAGUUGGAAGAUUAUUUUUUAAUUAGAUGAAUGGUGAGCAGCUAUCAUGCAACUAAAGUAAACAUGGCUUGUUUCAUGUCAUGAAGCCGCUAUCCAUCCACACCUCCUGGCACUUUCAUAUAUCUCAGCCUCAGCUGCUUUAAGGGGACAGAAGUUUUCCUGUUUGCAAAGGGGACUCAAGGCCUUUGGCACACUUCCACAUACUCUAGGGAACUUCAAGGGAGGGGAAGAACUCACGUUUUUAUGGUCCUAUAGGAUACAGAUACCCAAGUCAGCAUCUUGCCAGUUCCCAUGGAGGUAGGGGGGACCUAGAUUUAAUGUUGUUAGGGCAGGACUUACAGUAGGGAAGGGAAAUUAAUGUAACCUUAUCAAUAAAUGGGGCCAUUUGUACCAGUGCAA